UGCACCACGACUUCCAGUGACGUCCAGGGCUAAGAUGAGGUGAAACGGUUAUUUUCGGCUAACUACCUGGCUGUAAGAAGAGCUAGUGGCAGCUACACCUGGACCAACGCGGCGCUUUCCUCUCACAGAGAGUCAAGCUCAUCACGAAUCGCUGUCUCGCUGAGGGACCGACCGUCCACCUCACAGUGUUUAUUGUGAGUUUAUCGCCAUGUUGUCAUCCGUUCCCACCAGGCUGCUGACGCGAAGGUCGCGCAGCCUGUCACCGUGCGGUCGCGUGCUCCAGACCAGCGCCAGCGGAGCCGCAGGUCAAAGCCUCCGCGGCACACCGGCGGAGACCCCCCGCAGCCCCAUCGUUUCCACGUCGCGGGUCUCCAGGAGGGGCAUUUUGUCUGAAGAGACCGCUGUUACCAGCGUGAACCCAUCGGUGCAGUACCACCACCUCGCCCCUAGAUGGCUGUCAAACCUGGAGAAUCGCCGCAGCUCCUGGGCGGCUCUGGCCAGCAGGGGGCGCCAAAACAACCAGUACUGGGAGGACGGCAGGCAGGCCGGUGGGCGCGAGAGCCGCGGUGCAGGUGGGGGCGCCGGCCGUGCAGGACUGGCCUCAGCCGGUGUGCUGUCAGCCGCAGCGGUGGCCUUUUGCCUGAGGAGAGACUCAGAUAACAAAGGUGAUGCUCUGCUGGAGGCAGCGAGAACCAACAAUGCACAGGAUGUAUCCAGGCUAAUAAAAGAAGGCGUGGAUCCAAAUCACCGGCACCGCCUGGGAUGGACGGCCCUCAUGGUGGCCGCCAUGAACCGGCAGCACAGCGUGGUGAAGGUCCUUCUCGAAGCCGGCGCCGACCCGAACGCCGGAGAUGAAUUCAACAACGUUUACGACACCUCCAGGGAGAAAGGCAUCCACUCGCUGGAAGUCCUGGUGUCCAGAGAGGACGAGUUCAGCAGCCGGCUCAGCAGCCGGGCCGGUUUCCGCGGCUGCACUGCGCUCCACUACGCCACCCUGGCCGAUGACCCUCACACUGUCCGCAUGCUUCUGGAGGCCGGUGCCAACCCGCUGCAGACCAACGGCCUGGGACACACGGCGCGGACCUACGCUAAGGAGGGAGAAGUGAGCGCGGCACUGCAGGAGUGGGAGGGCAAGUUUAAGGAGCUGCAAGCGCGUCGGGAGGCAGAGGAAAGGAGGAGAUUCCCCCUGGAGAGGAGGCUGAAGGAGCACAUCAUCGGUCAGGAAGGGGCCAUCAACACGGUGGCUUCAGCCAUCAGAAGAAAGGAGAACGGCUGGUACGAUGAAGAGCAUCCUCUCGUCUUCCUCUUCCUUGGCUCGUCAGGAAUCGGGAAGACGGAGUUGGCGAAACAGGUGGCCCGCUACAUGCACAAAGACGUUAAAAAGGGUUUCAUUCGGAUGGACAUGUCUGAGUUCCAGGAAAAACACGAGGUUGCAAAGUUUAUUGGCUCUCCUCCAGGAUACGUUGGGCAUGAGGAAGGGGGUCAGCUGACCAAGUUGUUAAAGGCAUGCCCCAACGCCGUUGUCCUGUUCGAUGAAGUGGAUAAGGCUCACCCCGACGUUCUCACCAUCAUGCUGCAGCUGUUUGAUGAGGGGCGCCUCACAGACGGCAAAGGAAAGACUAUUGAGUGUAAGGAUGCCAUUUUCAUCAUGACAUCAAACGUUGCCAGUGAUGACAUUGCCCAGCAUGCUUUGCAACUGCGGCAGGAGGCGGAGGAGGUCAGUCGCAGGAAGCUGGCCGACAACCUCGAGGAUGUACAGAAAAGCGAUGACAUUAAAAUCUCCCGACAGUUCAAAGAAACGGUGAUUCGACCGAUCCUGAAGGCCCAUUUCCGGAGGGACGAGUUUCUCGGCCGGAUCAAUGAAAUCGUGUACUUCCUGCCGUUUUGUCACUCGGAGCUGCUGCAGCUGGUCAGCAAAGAGCUCAGCUUCUGGGCCAAAAAGGCUAAGCAGCGCCAUGACAUCACUCUCCAGUGGGAUCGCCCGGUCCUGGACCUCCUGGCGGGUGGAUAUAACCUCCACUAUGGAGCGCGUUCCAUCAAACAUGAGGUUGAGCGGCGGGUCGUCAACCAAUUAGCCGCGGCGUACGAACAGGAGCUGCUGCCCAAAGGCUGCACCCUGCGUCUGUCCGUCCAAUCAGAGGGCCAGGAGGAGCGUGGCACGCCCAGCCUGCGCCUGGAGGUGGUGGGAGAGGACAGCUCUUCAAGAAGGCUGGACAUCCGUCCACCGCUGAAUCCCGAACACUAACACAGGAGGACACCAGGAGCACCUCAUCAGCACCAGCAGCAUUAUCCGGCAGGACGGAUGGGAAGCGAUGGACGUUCUUAAUAAAAGCAGCUCUGAGAAAAACUUCACCGCCUCUGAUUCAACAUGCCAAAGUGUCCGCAACAUGCAGUGCAGUUUAUGCGAUUGAUCAGAUA
Messenger RNA from Fundulus heteroclitus (mummichog), 2418 nucleotides. RefSeq names its product caseinolytic mitochondrial matrix peptidase chaperone subunit B (gene clpb). Gene Ontology annotation, biological process: cellular response to heat. Gene Ontology annotation, molecular function: ATP binding; ATP hydrolysis activity; protein binding. The transcript is spliced from 16 exons. Gene Ontology annotation, cellular component: mitochondrion; cytoplasm. The record is from RefSeq and is a predicted model, not a curated record. Bases 209 to 2245 code for a protein of 678 amino acids. Lineage: Eukaryota; Metazoa; Chordata; Actinopteri; Cyprinodontiformes; Fundulidae.